AAAAGUCACUCAGAGGCUCUCUCUCUCUCUCUCUCUCUCUCUCUGUGUGUCUCUCUGUCUCUCUCUCAGAUAUCCAACAGAGCGACGGUGCCACUGGGAGUACAUUGUGGCUCAUUGUGGAGGACAGAAUAAAUAAUACACCGCUGUGCUCCUGUGAUCUCUCUGGCAGUCUGCUCCCCACAGCAACAGCCUCCAUCACCAGGGUGAAGGUAGGGAGACCCGGGUCUACAUCUCCUGUGAAAAGGUAAAACAAUCAGCAUCAAAGAUGGGAUGCUUUGGAUUCCUCAAAGGCAUGAUGUUUGUCUUCAAUGGCAUCAUCUUUUUGGCAGGUGCUGCCAUCCUGGGCGUGGGGAUCUGGGUGAAGGUGGACAGCGGCUCCAUCCUCGGCUUCCUCGGGAAAAUUGAAAACGCACCGGCAGAGCUCACUCAGGUGCUCAACGUCGGCUACCUGCUGAUUGCAAUAGGAGCGCUCCUGCUCGUCAUCGGCUUCCUAGGCUGCUGUGGAGCCGUCCGAGAGAGCAAGUGUAUGCUGCUGCUGUUUUUCGUCAUAGUCCUGGUGGUCUUCAUUGCGGAGGUUGCAGGAGCAGUGGUGAUCUUGGUAUUCAGACCCUUGGCAGACGAGUUGUUUACCAAGUUUGGCACAGCUGCAGUUCAGAACAUCAAGAAGGACUACGGGAAAAAUCCUGAUGUCACGGGACUGUGGAAUACUACAAUGAACACGUUAAACUGUUGUGGAUUCUACAACUCCUCAGACUUCGUGGGCUCACCAUAUUAUUCGGACAACGGAAACCAAUACCCACCGCAGUGCUGUCCAGGCAUUGUUGGCCCAUGUAACCAAACGGUGGCUGACAGUGUCACGACAAUUACUGGGUGCUUCCCAAAGAUCAAGCAGCUGAUUGACGACAACACAGUGGUCAUUGUGGCAGUGGCUCUGGGAAUUGCAGUUCUGGAGAUAUGUGCCAUGGCUGUUUCAAUGAUCCUUUACUGCAGAAUAAAAUCCAGGGGGGACUAACUUCAAAUGGUAAAGGCCUUGGAAGGAUGAUUCUUUCUACUUCCUCUUUUUUUGCAUCUGGAAGAGCGAAGGGCUAUGCCUUUAUUUAGCAAAAAAUGCCUCGUUAUUAAGGGCAGUUAAUGUCAUUUCUCAGGCAAUCAGAAUUUACUGAAUGACAUAACAAAUCUAUUUUUACCAUGUUUAAAUCUAUCUAACAAUUGCCGCAUAUGAAUGUAAAUGAUCUAUUUCUUAAGAACACUACACUUUGUAAAACGGGCUACACACGCUGCCUACUUCACCAGAGUUCUUUUUAAAUCUGCUACUACCUGUAACACAUGGCCAGUCAAUGAGGAAUCACAUAAUGCCUGCGUUCAUUGUGAUAAUGAAACAAAGGCUGGUAUAUUGGGCAUGGGAACCACUGUUGUUAAUGUUGUUGCCAUGAUGCAGCAUGUAAAAUAGCAUCAGAUUUGAUGCACUAUUUCUAUGUAUGUUGUAUGAUGAUCAAUUUUGAAAUAAAGUGCAAUGUA
Messenger RNA from Anoplopoma fimbria (sablefish), 1518 nucleotides. It is a transcript of the gene tspan34b, whose product is annotated as tetraspanin 34b. NCBI's taxonomy places the organism in Eukaryota, Metazoa, Chordata, Actinopteri, Perciformes, Anoplopomatidae. The coding region runs from base 266 to 1012 and encodes 248 amino acids. Gene Ontology annotation, cellular component: membrane. The record is from RefSeq and is a predicted model, not a curated record. The transcript has 8 exons.